Messenger RNA from Aspergillus fijiensis CBS 313.89, 843 nucleotides. RefSeq lists its product as uncharacterized. Gene Ontology annotation, molecular function: ABC-type transporter activity; ATP binding. NCBI's taxonomy places the organism in Eukaryota, Fungi, Ascomycota, Eurotiomycetes, Eurotiales, Aspergillaceae. Gene Ontology annotation, cellular component: membrane. The transcript is spliced from 3 exons. The record is from RefSeq and is a predicted model, not a curated record. Gene Ontology annotation, biological process: transmembrane transport. The coding region runs from base 1 to 843 and encodes 280 amino acids.
AUGCAGGUCGUCGCCGCCGCAUUGGCUUCCGGCGUUGGCAUGGCACUGGUGAAUCUCGACUUCGGCCGAUUGCUCACCCUCAUCACCGCGUAUACCACGGGCGCGUCUUCGGACGAGGCCUUUCGAAGGGACGCGAGUCGCUUGCCCCCGCCGACCAGCCUCUCCUUCCUCAUUGGCCUUGCCUGGUUUGCCCUGACGUAUGGGUACAGCACGUUGCUCACCCUGGCCGCGUUCCGCCUCACCCGUAACAUCCGCCAUGCAUACGUCAAGGCGGGAUUAACACAGGAAGCGGCCUUCUUCGACGCGGGAUCCGGGGUCGCCAUCGCCACGCAGGCGCUCUCCAAUGGCCGAAGCAUUCAGACCGGCAUUUCCGAGAAGCUGGGCCUGGUGUUUCAGUCCGGGUCGACGUGCAUAUCCGCCGUGGGCUUGGCCUUCGCCACCCAGUGGAAUUUGACGCUCAUCUGCAGCUGGAUCGCCCCUGCUACCUUGAUGGUGAUGGGGGUCACCGCCGGCCUGGACGCCUCCAUCGAAACUCGCGUUUUGAAGCUUCAAGCACAGGCGGGAUCGUGGGCUCACAGCAUGCUCGGCAGCCCUCGGACUGUCCACGCCUUUGGGCUGCGGUCACGGCUGCUGCGAGAGCUCGACACCCUUCUGCGGCAGGCCCAACAGCUUGGACACCGGAAAAGUCCGGUGUACGGGUUUAUGUUCGCGGGGGGAUAUGCCAUUGCUCAUGCGGGAUUUGCGCUCUGCUUCUGGCAGGGUAUCGAAGAAUGUGCGCGGCGCAGAAUCUUGACCCGCGGCAGCCCCAUCAGCUUCAUGGCGCUGUUUCUUCUGAUGUCAUAA